ACUGCCCCCGCUCAGCUGUCGCUGUCCGUGACGCUGCCUGCGACGGCCCCGCGCGGCUCUGCCUCGCCGCCGGCACCCAGCGCCGCCGCGCAUGGACCUGCGCCGCCUCCCCGACGCCCGGGACAAGGGCUGGUACCUGGCGCUGAUGGCGCCCAACGUCAAGGGGCCCGACUACGCCUGGCUCGACCCGUCCCGGCUGUACUGCCACCCGCAGGGCUUGCAGGACUGCGUGGCCGACCUGCUGCAGCCCUUCCGCGGGGACCCCAUCGACCUGGUGGCCGGCAUCGACGCCAUGGGCUUCAUCCUGGGUGCCGCAGCGGCGGCCACGCUGCAGAAGGGCUUCCUGGCCAUCCGCAAAGCCGGGCACCUCUGCGUGGAGACACUGGCCCAGCCCUACACCGACUACUCGGGGCGCCAGAAGCUCAUGGAGGUCCGCACGGAUGCGGUGGCCCCAGGCCUCCGCGUUCUGCUUGUGGACCAGUGGGUGGAAACCGGUGGCACCAUGCGGGCCGCCAUCGAGCUGGUGGAGCGGCUGGGGGGAGUCGUGGCAGGCGUCGCCGCCGUCUGCAUCGAGGACAGCGAGGGCGGGCGCUGGAUCCGCGAGCGCUACAAGUGCGCGCACUGCGUGCCCCCGCACCUGCAGCCCCGCUUCGACCGCCACCAGCUCGCCGGGCCCUGAGCGCCCCACGCCGCGGGGUAAAGCGGGACGCCCGCAGCCCCCGCCGGCAGCGAGGCCGCUUUGCCCCCGCCAGCUUCCCUGGGGGGCAGCCCGGGAAGCAGCAGGGAGCCACAGAGCUCGUUUCUUUUUUUAAAAAGUGUAAAAACCAUUUUAUUAUGAAAAAUCGGAGCCCCUGCUAACGAUACGUGGAGUUGCAUA
Dromaius novaehollandiae (emu) is the source of this 877-nucleotide messenger RNA. Its product is annotated as adenine phosphoribosyltransferase-like. The coding region runs from base 92 to 679 and encodes 195 amino acids. Gene Ontology annotation, molecular function: adenine phosphoribosyltransferase activity. Lineage: Eukaryota; Metazoa; Chordata; Aves; Casuariiformes; Dromaiidae. The transcript has 6 exons. The record is from RefSeq and is a predicted model, not a curated record.